GUGGAUCUCUCGCACCCGGCUCUGGCCUGUGGCUUGAGCACAACGACCGACGAUUGCACUGCUGUGGCGCAGUUCUCUGUUUCUGCAAAGUACUCCCCCUUCCAGGUACCUCGGUGUCGGGCAGGCGGGCGCCCACCAAUCAGGCCGGCGCUGAACCACACGUGCAGGGCUCUAGGGACUUGCCCUUCAUCCAAGACAGGGCAAAAUCUCAGUGUGCGAAUCUCUAUCGUUAUGUUCGAGGAGCUUCAGUCUGAUCUGGUCCGCUACACCUAGGCUCCAGUCAGACCAGUCCGCAAGAUCAACUCGUCACUGUCCAUCAUGGCCCAGCAUCGUCAACCGAAGACGGCGGCGCCCGCUCCAAAAGACGCUUCUUCAGUGGUCGAGCCUCCCCAGGUCCGCAACACACCGUCGGCGCCGCAGUCUCGCGGUGCCCGCGUCUUCAAUUCGCUGCUUGUCGGAGUGCUAUGGAUCAGCACCCUGAGCGUGGCAGGCUGCUACCUGUCAUCCAAGCAGCACACCCUGAGCACCGUCAUGCAGCGCAUCGCUGAUUUUAUCAAUGACUACAUCGGCCUUGGGGACUUCAACGACAUCCGCAUUGGCUCGUUUAAGCCUAGCGAGCUGCAGAUUAUCGGCACCUGGCUGGCAUUCUUCUGGACCAGCAUCGCCUUGCUCGUCGUCCGCAAGCAGUACAGCAUUGUCUACAUCCUCACCCCCAUACUCCUCUCCUUCUUCCUCCAGUACCUCGGCAAGUUCACUCUGGAGGAGUACUUCAUCGUCGUCGUGCCAUUUUUGCUGAGCGUGUGGGAGCUGGCCAGCGACUAGCUCGUUAGGCUCAAUGGAAGCGCGGCUCGGAGUAAGGGGUUUACGAAUUUGGCAAGUUCCUGUCAAGAUAGGAAGAUAGAUGAAAUCGUGACGAGCAUCUCUGGUAAUUUUGCAUUCCUCUGCGGGCAAAGCUGACGGAUUGGCCUUGCUAUCUGUUUUGCAGAUACUUAAUGUUGUGC
Messenger RNA from Microdochium trichocladiopsis, 1001 nucleotides. RefSeq lists its product as uncharacterized. Lineage: Eukaryota; Fungi; Ascomycota; Sordariomycetes; Xylariales; Microdochiaceae. The record is from RefSeq and is a predicted model, not a curated record. The transcript has 3 exons. The coding region runs from base 319 to 822 and encodes 167 amino acids.